Messenger RNA from Octopus sinensis (East Asian common octopus), 1329 nucleotides. Its product is annotated as kelch-like protein 20. Lineage: Eukaryota; Metazoa; Mollusca; Cephalopoda; Octopoda; Octopodidae. The coding region runs from base 100 to 1329 and encodes 409 amino acids. The record is from RefSeq and is a predicted model, not a curated record. Gene Ontology annotation, molecular function: protein binding. The transcript is spliced from 2 exons.
CGCAACUCCCAACUCUUUGACGUUCGACUCAAAGUGGAGGAAGUGGUCAUCAACGCCCACAGAAUAGUCCUCUGUGCCUGCUCCAAUUACUUCAGGAAAAUGUUUCUGUGCGGAAUGGUCGAGUCCACGUCUGACGAGAUACAUAUUCAGAACGUGGAUUCGAGGAUAAUGCAACUCAUCGUGGACUACGCUUACACUGGGGAAAUUCUCAUUUCUUCACAAAACGUGGAAAGACUGUUGGCAGCCUCAGUCUUGCUGCAAGUCCAGGCAGUGACGGUCAGUUGCUGCACUUUUCUGGGGAAUAAGAUGACCCCCUUGAAUUGCAUGGCAAUUGCUCGGUUUGCCACGACACACGCGUCCCCCGAAUGUCAGGCUCUUUGGGAGAAGGCGGUCGAGUAUUCCUUCACCAGGUUCUCAGAGGUCUCCAAGUCGGAUGACUUUCUACAACUCCCUGAAGAAGAACUCGUCCAAAUCCUGACGAAUGAACGACUGUUUACUCGUGUAAGAAUGAGUGCUUAUUCAAGUGCGAGUCGGAAGUGUUUUUUGCAGUUGUGGGGUGGAUUGAAAGGGAUUAUCACACCCGUUUUGACAGAUUCGACAGACUCAUGUCCUUGGUCAACUUUGGCGGACUUCCUCUCACAUUUCUCCGCAAACAACUCACCAAUCCGCUCAAAACCACUCAGAUAUUCUCCCUCUGGGAACGUGUGGACGUGUGUGGCCUCCAUGCCCAGUCCUCGGAUUGGACAUGGCUGUGCUGUCCUCUACAGACAUCUCUACGCGGUGGGGGGAAUCAGAGGGGACAGUCGCCUCAGUUCGGUCAUUCGGUAUUCUCCCGACGACGACGUGUGGACUGAGGUGGCUUCACUCAAUUUCCCUCGAAGUGGAGCAGGUUGGGCAUUACAAUUCAUGUUGAGCAUGUUGUGCUACGUCCUCUCAUAUUUAUGUGGUGGGGGAUAUGACGGGGAGAAUAUCAUGUCUUCUGUGGAGAGGUACGACCCCCUCACGGACACCUGGAGUCUGAUGUCCCCCAUGCCCGUCCCUGUCAGCGGACUGGCCUGUACGGCAGUGUGUCCGGAUAUAAUCUUUGCCUUUGGUGUGAUCAGUGUCCACAUUUUAGGUGGAUAUAAUGGUCGGGAAUUUGUCAAUCAUUUGCAAAUUUAUAAUAUUGAGAGUGAUCAGUGGAGGAACCAGCCUACCGACAACUUUGGAAGGACGGGUCACGGCGUGAUUGUUGGGGGGAGGCCUCAAAUUAUUCACCAGUUGGUCUUUGUUGACUAUUGUAGGAUGAGGGGGCAGAAUAUUUAUUACAUGUGUGGUAGUAUUAAAUGA